Sipha flava (yellow sugarcane aphid) is the source of this 2374-nucleotide messenger RNA. Its product is annotated as visual system homeobox 1-like. Bases 1 to 1320 code for a protein of 439 amino acids. The transcript is spliced from 7 exons. Gene Ontology annotation, cellular component: nucleus. The record is from RefSeq and is a predicted model, not a curated record. Gene Ontology annotation, biological process: regulation of transcription by RNA polymerase II. NCBI's taxonomy places the organism in Eukaryota, Metazoa, Arthropoda, Insecta, Hemiptera, Aphididae. Gene Ontology annotation, molecular function: sequence-specific double-stranded DNA binding; DNA-binding transcription factor activity, RNA polymerase II-specific.
AUGCCUUUAGCCGAAGACCUUGUUACUGCGAUAGAAAAACUGGUAGGAGAUUUGCCAAAAUGUGCUUACAACCUUUGCAUGAUUGUUGUGCACGGAAGUACGGUACGAUGUUUUUACAUUCACAGGACGUCGACAAGAUUUUCACAACUCCAAAAGAAUCCGGCGUUCAGUCCUAAUAGCUGUAUGUCAGGUCUAAGUCACUUGAAUCACCAAGAAUCGGGCAAGGACUACAGCAAUGAAGGAAUGACAACGUCAUUUGGAUCCAGCAAGAAGAAGAAAAAAAGAAGGCACAGGACAAUAUUUACCAGUUACCAAUUAGAAGAAUUAGAAAAGGCCUUCAAAGACGCUCAUUACCCCGAUGUUUACGCAAGAGAAAUGUUAUCCCUAAAAACAGAUUUGCCUGAAGAUCGAAUACAGGUUUGGUUCCAGAACCGCAGGGCCAAGUGGCGGAAAACGGAAAAGUGUUGGGGACGGAGCACGAUAAUGGCCGAGUACGGGCUGUACGGCGCUAUGGUCAGACAUUCGUUGCCGUUGCCGGAAACCAUCCUGAAGAGCGCCAAGGAGAACGAAUGCGUCGCGCCCUGGUUACUCGGUAUGCAUCGCAAGUCGAUCGAGGCGGCGGACCAGUUGAAAGACGACAACACGGUGUGCAGCGGAGCGAGCCAGAAGAGCGACAAGGACGAUGAGGACGACGAGGACGAGGACGAAGACGAGGACGACGAGGAGAACCCCAAGAGGCCGGCGUGCAGGACUAGCCCCGAGACGGCGACGGAUAUGUCGCCGCAACGGCAGGAUGUCGCAGCCGCGCAGGAUCGGCAACAGCAACAGCAUCAGCAGCAACAGCAACAGCAGCAGCAGCAGCAGCAGCAACAGCAGCAGUGCGCGGCCAACGCAGAGGCGCACCGGCGGAUCCAGCAAGAGAUCCAGUCGCAGAUGGAGCAGCACCACGCGGCCGUCAUGCAGCUGGCGGCCAACCGGGCGCAGGACUCGGAGGAGUUCCGGAACAACAGUAUAGCUUGCCUGCGGGCCAAGGCGCAGGAGCACAGCGCGAAGAUACUCAGCCUGUCCGCGGACGCCCUUAUGCUGGUCAACAACAACGGCGGCGGGUUCCGGAGCAGGAACGCGGCCACGGCGGUCGCGGACGCGGUCAUGGCCUCGGGCGGCCACGCGCUACAGGCCGACUGCGACGCGAACGCCAACAACGUGAGGGGCGUGAACCACCACCAUCAACACCAGCAGCAGCAGCAGCAGCAGCAGCAAGUGCACGUCGGCUCCGACGCGAUGGUCACGUCUUCCGACACGUCGUCCUCGAUGUUUUAAUCGAUUAAUUUUUUUAUUUUUUUAUCUUCCCUCGUCGCCACCGAUCGCCGGUUUGAGUUCGGUCGGAUGUUUCGCGUCGGCGUUACGCGAAUCGUUUGUACAACCGAAACGGUUUCGAACGCAAUCGCUAACGGUAUGCUGAUCAUGCUCUCGUUCGGAAUUUGAAAACCUACGAACCAGACCGAGUCGAUUGAAAAAACCCGAUUCGUCAUGUUCGAAGAUAUAAAAAAAAAUCCAAAAUCCGACUCGACCUCGGACCGUUUUGUGUACAUAUAGACGAUAUCACGAAUGGUUGUAAUCAAACGAAUAGCGAAAACGGAUCCAUCGUGACGAACGGGUUCGCGAUAAGAUAGUCGAACGUUUCGAUGUUUAAGGUAUUUCAUUUGUUUUACUUUUUUUUUUAGAUUUUUUACGUUCGCAACCCAAUUUCAAUUCUUAGUCGUUUCCGUUCGCUGCUCCGAACUGUAAUAUUUUAACAGUAUCAUUUUAAUGUUACACCGCACAACCGUAGCGCCAUCUAACCGCCACGGUACGUGAGCGGUACGGUUGAUGUUUAUUUUCAUUGCUAUUAUUUCGUUUUUACAUGUAGAACGUUAAAAAGUUUUUUCUCCACGCAUUAUGUGUUACGUGGAUUAUGAAUAAUAUCGGUUUCGAUUUUGCGUAGCCUAAAUCCUUACAUGUACAUGUGCAGUUCAUUUGCAACGUUUGUAUACAAAUUUGUAAAGAUUAUUUAUCGUGUGUUGUUAUUUAAAAUUUAUACAUAUUAUUAUACAAUUAUAUAAUAUAUCCAUACGUACGUGCAAUAAUUCGUAAUUUUUUUGUUUUUUUUUUUUUAUAAAUAUAUAUUAUAUACACAUUCUCUUGUACAAAUCGACUUUUCUAGGCUCGGAAAAGCUAUACAUUUACAUUUUAUUUACAACAUAUUGCGCAUUUUAAACUGUAAGAAUAUUAUCCUAAUUACGCUUGUUAUAACUCAAUCCUGUCUCCCUACCCGCAUACAACCCUUUUCGUAUAUGUAUAUAAAAUAAAAAAAAUAAUAAAAUAGUAAAUAAUA